Sphaeroforma arctica JP610 is the source of this 1182-nucleotide messenger RNA. RefSeq lists its product as hypothetical. NCBI's taxonomy places the organism in Eukaryota, Ichthyosporea, Ichthyophonida. The coding region runs from base 34 to 1038 and encodes 334 amino acids. Gene Ontology annotation, cellular component: plasma membrane; site of polarized growth; actin filament. Gene Ontology annotation, biological process: regulation of actin filament polymerization. Gene Ontology annotation, molecular function: actin filament binding. The transcript has 6 exons. The record is from RefSeq and is a predicted model, not a curated record.
UAUAGACUUACAAGCAACCCUCGAACGUUAACGAUGACGACCGUUAGUGUGAAGAACGAAGCUGAGCUUCUCAGUGCUAUCCGGGCAGUUCGAGAGGACGCGAGUCCUAUUGACUGGGUAGUUGCAGGCCAUACUAGUAGUCCCACUGAAAUACAGCUAGUAGCAUCGGGUAGUGGUGGCCUAGAGGCUAUGAAACAGGCCUUACAAGACGAUAACGUCUGCUUCGGUCUAGUUCGAUUUGAAGAGAUGGUAGAGAUGAUCAAAACCACCAAAUUCGUGUACGUACACUGGGAAGGCCCUGGUAUGGGCUUCGUCAAGAAGGGCAGGUAUGCCAUAGUGCGAGGCGAUAUUACGGACAGAUACUUCUCGCCGGCUCACGUCGAUAUCGUUGGUUUGACCGACAGAGAUGACUUGACUGGAAAAGAUUUGCAAACCAAGGGCAAUAUCGAUCGAGUCCUCGAGUCCACCGAGGGUAGACAAGAGCGGACCUUCACAGGAAUUGCCAAGUCCGUCCAAGCCAAAGGCUCGUACAAAACGCAACUCUCAGGAGACCACCAGGUGGCGAACAAUGCCGCCGCUAACGGUGAUGUGAAGUUCGACAGUGAACUCAAGCAGACUAUCGCUGACAUCCGUAAGGACGAUCACGAGACUAAAUGGGUUGUUGCUGCCUACUCCGGUAACGAUGCGCGCAAACCUGUCGUUGUGGUUGCGAAGGGUACUGGGGGUGUCGAUGAGAUGGCCUCUAAGUUGGAUGGCAGUAUGGUCAUGUACGCUUUCGCGCGUGUACAAGACGUGUACGAAGGCAUUAAGACUGUCAAGUUUGUUUAUCUACAAUGGAUUGGUCCUGAGGUCGGUGCCAUGCUCAAAGCUCGUACCAGCGUCCACAAGGGAGCUGUGCACUCAGUCUUUCAGCCAUUCCACGUAUCAAUGGAAGGGGUAUGUGAAGUGAGCGAGAUUACCGAGGAGAAUGUGGCUAAUAAGGUUGGCCUAGCCUCAGGAUCCAUGAACUUCGUCAAAGCGGUAUCUGGUUCAUCAUAGACGCAUUCCUGUCGAGUGCAAUACCGAAGGCUAUGUACGUGGAAGAAUAUCGACCUGAAUUGGCCUGUCUGACACCAGCCCACACAACUCACACACACGCAUAGUAUGCUUUGAAAAGUUGUGAUGAGGAAUAAAACCAAAUGG